Liolophura sinensis is the source of this 2331-nucleotide messenger RNA. Its product is annotated as tubulin beta chain-like. The record is from RefSeq and is a predicted model, not a curated record. Bases 131 to 1477 code for a protein of 448 amino acids. Gene Ontology annotation, biological process: microtubule-based process. Gene Ontology annotation, cellular component: microtubule. The transcript has 4 exons. Lineage: Eukaryota; Metazoa; Mollusca; Polyplacophora; Chitonida; Chitonidae. Gene Ontology annotation, molecular function: structural constituent of cytoskeleton; GTP binding; GTPase activity.
UAACCGGUCUAUCAAGCCGGCACGUAACUUACUGAGCCACUGAGACGAUCCGCCAUUGAAAGGAUUCUACACAUCCAUCUCCACCUUUUACAUCGUCAGGUUUUUAGUGACGGAAAGGAAGCGUGUCAAAAUGAGAGAAAUUGUCCAUAUCCAGGCCGGUCAGUGCGGCAAUCAGAUUGGAUCCAAGUUCUGGGAAGUCAUAUCCGACGAACACGGCCUUGACCCUACCGGUGCUUACCAUGGCGACUCGAAACUGCAGUUGGAGAGAAUGGACGUCUACUACAACGAAGCUUCUGGUAACAGAUACGUACCCAGAGCCAUCUUGGUCGAUCUGGAACCCGGUACCAUGGAUUCAGUCAGAUCAGGACCCUACGGUCAACUCUUCAGACCCGACAACUUUGUAUUUGGCCAAUCAGGAGCCGGGAAUAACUGGGCGAAAGGUCAUUACACGGAGGGUGCAGAGCUAGUGGACAAUGUGCUUGAUGUUGUGCGGAGAGAAUGCGAAAAGUGUGACUGUCUGCAAGGUUUCCAAUUGACCCAUUCUUUAGGUGGGGGUACAGGGUCUGGCAUGGGCACGCUGUUGAUCAGUAAGAUCCGAGAAGAAUACCCAGACAGGAUCAUGAACAGCUUCUCCGUGAUGCCAUCUCCAAAGGUGUCGGAUACAGUCGUAGAACCCUACAACGCCGUCCUGUCAGUUCACCAGCUAGUCGAAAAUACGGACGAGUCCUUCUGUAUUGACAAUGAGGCACUUUACGACAUUUGCUUCCGCACCUUGAAGCUGAGUACUCCUACAUACGGGGACUUGAACCACCUUGUGUCCAUUACCAUGUCCGGUGUCACCACAUGUCUUCGCUUUCCGGGUCAGUUGAAUGCAGACUUGAGAAAGUUGGCUGUAAACAUGGUGCCCUUCCCACGUUUGCACUUUUUCAUCUCCGGGUUUGCGCCUCUGACCUCCAGAGGCAGCAUGCAGUACCGAGCCCUAACCGUACCAGAGCUCACCCAGCAGAUGUUCGAUUCCCGAAACAUGAUGGCCGCCUGUGACCCUCUUCAUGGACGCUACCUCACCGUGGCCGCCAUGUUCCGCGGAAGAGUAUCCAUGAAAGAAGUUGACGAACAGAUGAUGAACGUUCAAAACAAGAACAGCAGUUACUUUGUAGAAUGGAUCCCCAACAACGUUAAGACAGCUGUUUGCGAUAUUCCUCCAAGAGGGUUGAAACUGGCGGCAACAUUCGUUGGAAACAACACAGCAAUCCAGGAGCUAUUUAAGCGAAUCUCUGAGCAGUUCACAGCCAUGUUCCGGCGUAAAGCUUUCCUCCAUUGGUACACCGGUGAGGGUAUGGAUGAGAUGGAGUUCACUGAGGCCGAGUCCAACAUGAACGACUUGGUGUCUGAGUACCAGCAGUACCAAGAUGCCACGGCCGACGAAGAGUACGACGACGAAGAAGACGAGGACGAAAUCACAGGAGAAGCUGAUUAAAUCCUUACGCUAAACAUGUCGUGUCCCUUAAAAUCAGCUAUGAUUAACUCUUCUCUGCUUAUAUACAAACUUUGUAGUGUAUAUUUCGGGACGUAUGUACGCAUUAGGCUUGGGUAUUGCCAAGGACCUUCUUAUCAUCUCCAAAGAGCUGGAAGUGACAUUCUGCUUUGCUUGUACCCUCUACGCUCUAUUCUUUUAUAUUGUAGUAUUUUAUGUUCAUCUCGGGAAGAUGCAGAUGUUGUUGAAUGCUCCAGGCCUAAUCAAAUAACUCCAAUUAUUCGUCCUUGUGGUUUGUUUCUGCCGCCUUCCACGAUCUGUUUAAAAGAAGAACCUUCUCAAAAAUCUACAUACUUGAUAUACUAAAUGGUGUGUUUUAGUUUAAAACUGUGUCAAUAUUGCGAAUUAAAAAUCAUGGAUUUUAGAAAGUACACGAGAGAUUCUAAAGAACAUAGGGCCUAAUGUUUUAUACCUUAUACAUCGCCGUGUACCUAUGUAUGUUAACGUUUUCUAUAUACACUGUAGAUGAAAUGCUUUAUAUGGUUUCUACAUUCCGCAUCCAAGGUGAUAUGCUGUGGUGCUCAUGACUAUAUAUAAAGGGGGAUAUUUGGGCAUUGUUUUAUUUACAAUCCAAAAACUGUUACUUAAUUUAACAGUAUUUAUGGGACCAUGGCAUUUUUACAGAUAACAUGCGUGUUUAUUUCUAUAUUUUAUUAUAAUGUCUACGACUCUCCAACGUGUUUGUUCAGGAAUGCAAAAAUUUGUGUCUGAGAUGACAAUGCUGCUGUUGUUGUUGAACAAAUGCCGUCAUGAUUAACCUGUUGCUUCAUCUGUUUUGUUGAAUAAAGCUGAUACUG